AUGACUAUGUUAUUCGGCUUCGGCCAAUCUGCCGAUAUCACCAUUAACUUGGAUAGUGAAGAGAGUAGAAAGGUUGCGAAAAUUCGCGGAGAGGAUGGUCAGAUGGAAACUCAUUACUUAUUUUAUGACGGGGAAACAGUUUCUGGAACCGUAAAUGUAGCCUUAAAGAAAGCUAAUCAAAGAUUGGAACACCAUGGAAUUCGUGUUGAGUUCAUUGGUCAAAUAGAAGCUUACUAUGAUCGCGGAAAUCAGCAUGAUUUUAUUUCUCUUUCGUAUGAGCUAGCCAGGGCUGGAGAGUUAACUUCGAACAAAUCUUAUAAAUUUGCUUUUAAUAAUGUUGAGAAGCCUUACGAGUCAUACAUGGGACAGAAUGUCAAAUUACGGUAUUUCUUACGCGUCACUAUUGUGCGAAGAAUAACAGACAUCACGAAAGAGAUGGAACUCAUCGUGCAUACCCUAAGUGCCUAUCCUAAUGCCGAUAACAAUAUUAAGAUGGAAGUCGGAAUAGAAGAUUGCUUACAUAUUGAGUUUGAGUAUAAUAAGAACAAAUAUCAUUUAAAAGACGUGAUUGUUGGGAAAAUAUAUUUCCUCCUUGUUCGGAUCAAGAUUAAAUAUAUGGAAAUUGCUAUAAUGAAGACUGAAGUUGUCGGCGCUGGGCCGAACACCAUCAAGGAAAAUGAAACGGUAGCGAAAUUUGAAAUUAUGGAUGGAGCUCCCGUUCGAGGAGAAACCAUUCCCAUUCGACUCUUCCUCGGAGGUUAUGAUUUGACACCGACUAUGCGGGAAGUUGCAAAGAAAUUCACUGUAAAAUAUCUUCUUAACCUCGUCUUAGUGGAUGAAGAAGACAGAAGAUAUUUCAAGCAACAGGAAGUAACCCUCUGGCGUAAGUCGGAUAAUCCCAUUCGACGUAUUAAUGAAGGAGCUGCUGUUGGACAAAUGCGAACGAUUCCUGAGCCGGAGUCGGGUGAUAACAAUAUUGACGAGUAA
This is a messenger RNA of Auanema sp. JU1783, 987 nucleotides long. The record is from the annotation of a GenBank genome assembly. Lineage: Eukaryota; Metazoa; Nematoda; Chromadorea; Rhabditida; Rhabditidae.